CUAGGUGGGGUAGGCGAGUUUCCGCAGAGAGCAGAGCCCGCUCCGGCUCCCGCGGCUCUACCAAACUUCGCAGAAGACAGCGAAGGGAAGGAGAAGUUAUUGGGGAGCCCCUCCGAGCCUGCGAAGGGGGCGCGGGGCCGUCGGCUGGCGGCUCCGGGGAGUUUGGGCUCCCUGAGACCCAACUGGGAACAUUAAUGACAAGCUGUGCGAGCGGAGGAGACGCGCGGUCGCUGCGCCUGAGCCUCGGCACCUGUGAGAGCCCGAGCAGGCGGGUACCCCGCGCCCUGUGCCCGCCGGAGGAGCUCUGCUCCGGGCUUCGGAGGUGGUGACCAUCUGCGCAAGGUAAAACAUCAAGAGAGCAUGGCUCACCUGAGUGACCGUAAAUGGACUCACGUGUUCCCUUUCCUGGUGGUCUCCCUGGUGUACUCUGCCAGUGCUGAAUACUCCAACUGCGGCGAGAAUGAAUACUACAACCAGACCACUGGCAUGUGCCAUGACUGCCCCAAGUGCGAGCCGGGUGAAGAACCUUACAUGACAUGUGGAUAUGGCACCAAAGACGAGGACUAUGGCUGCAUCCCCUGCCCUUCAGAGAAGUUUUCCAGAGGAGGUUACCAGAUAUGCAGACGGCACAAAGACUGUGAGGGUUUUUUUCGAGCCACAGUCAUGACACCUGGUGAUCAGGAGAAUGAUGCAGAAUGUGGUCCUUGUCUCCCAGGUUACUACAUGCUGGAAAACAGACCUCGCAACAUCUACGGGAUGGUUUGCUACUCGUGCUUGUUGGCACCUCCUAACACCAAGGAAUGUGCAGGGGCUAACUCUGGCAUUUCAGCCAUUUUUCCAAGUACCUCUGGCACAAGCACUUUCUCACCUUACCAGCAUGCUCACAAAGCAGAUCUUUCAGGACAAGGACAUCUGGCUACAGCUCUUAUAAUUGCCAUGUCUACCAUCUUCAUAAUGGCUAUUGCCAUUGUCCUCAUCAUCAUGUUUUACAUUGUGAAAACAAAACCUUCUGCUCAAGCCUGUUGCAAGAGCCACUCAGUAAAAAAUGUUGAAGCUCAGGCUAACACACAAGAAGAGAAGAAAGAAGUGCAAGAUAAUGUUGUGAUAUUCUCUGAGAAAGAAGAGUUUGAAAAACUUACAGCAACUCCAGCUAAGGCUGUCAAAAGUGAAAACGAUGCAUCUUCUGAGAAUGAACGACUUUUAAGCCGUAGUAUGGAUAGUGAUGAAGAAGCUGCAGUUGACAAGCAAGGGACCCCAGAGAGAUGCUUAUUAUCUUUAGUGCAUUUGGCCAGAGAUAAAUCUUCUACAAGCAAUAAAUCAACUGGGAUUCAAAGUCGAAGGAAAAAGAUACUCGAUGUGUAUGCUAACGUAUGCGACGUUGCAGAAGGUCUGAGCCCUACAGAGCUGCCAUUUGAUUGCCUGGAGAAGACCAGCCGAAUGCUCAGCUCGACCUACAACACAGAAAAAGCCAUAGUGAAAACGUGGCGCCACCUUGCUGAGAGCUUUGGACUGAAGAGAGAUGAGAUAGGCGGUAUGACAGACGGCAUGCAGCUGUUUGACCGCAUCAGCACGGCAGGUUACAGUAUCCCAGAACUGCUAACCAAACUGGUACAAAUUGAGCGGUUGGAUGCUGUUGAAUCCUUGUGUGCAGAUAUUCUGGAGUGGGCGCAAGCAAUGCCAGCUCCUGAACCAGCAGGGACAUCCUGACAUGCCUGCCUGGGACCUGCACUUCUACAUCACCCCAAAGAAGCACGAUUUCGGCAAGCACACAAAGACUAUGGAGAAAAGACCAUUGAUGUUUCUUCUACAUAAUUGCUCCUGAUAGCCAAUGGGAAGCUCUUCUCUUUGACUUCUAAAAAAAAGUGAAGUUGCACAUUUAUAAAAAUAAGAGCAGAAAUCUCCCAAGAACCUUGGUAUGAAACAUGUCAAUAAACAAAAUUAUUUUAUUAACCAGUUACUGAUAACAAGUGGACACACAAACAUCCAUUUUGCGGUCUGUAUUAUGAGUAUAAGGGCAAAUAACCCUGCUGAUACCCUUCCUGCCUGGCCUUCAAGAAAGGCAUUGAAUAGCUCUCUGAAAAUAUUCCUAUCUCUUAGGACUUCAUUCAAUGGUGUAAUGGUUUAAUACAGUCAGAAGCAGUACCACAGCUACAGUGUCAAUUCAUACACGUGAGGCACGUACAUUUCUAUCUGCUCCAACCAAUUUCAUUUUCUACACUUACUAUGGGUUUGUUGAAUCUAGAAGUACGUCCUCAGAUUUACUAACUAUACUAUAUGAAAAAAGGGUCACCAUAACUUACAGAUUGAAGUGCUUCAAAACAAUGUACAUAAUGCACGUUAAUGCACUCUUGGUCCAUACUGACAUUUCAGAAAUUAUAAAUUCAAACUGAUGACUUGCUGAGGACAAGCUGAUUAGGCAAGUGGACAGCAAAAUUUGUCAGUCACUCCUUGUGAGUUGAGAACAAGUUCUUUUCUUCUUUGCUAUUACAAAAAUUAAACCAAAACCCCAAACAAACGAGAAAAAAAUGCACCUUGCCCACUACCAUGAAAAAUGUACUUUUCAGGUAGUGACAUCUACAUAUCAAAUUAUAUUCCAAGAAGAGGAAGUUCAGACAACAGUGCACAUGUGACAGUAUGAGCAUAAAGAGCAGAUUUCUUUAGAGACACUUGAAGUGCAGAGGAAAAAUGUUUUUUAAAUGCUAUACUCUUGUAAGCCUAGACCAUAAGCACAGAAUCUACCUGUGAAAACAAAUUCAUGUGGAAGGUAAGCAUUAUUGUGAGUUUGUGUAUAACAAAAGUUCAGCUAACUUCUUCCUUUUAACUAAAUCUCUGGUUUUCAUGGCUAAAAAUUCUCUAAAACUCAUCCAGACCACAAGUCAAUAUCUGUUACCAAGCCUAUUUGCCUAAUUUAUAGCUAAAAUAGUGAUGGCAGAUUUCACUGAGUGCAAUAACUAAAUUAAGAGACCUGUCAAUUCCAGAGCAAUACUUCUUAAGUUCCAAAGUGCGUGACUGAACAAAAUGCUAUUAAAAAUAUUAACUAUUACCCUGAAUUUAACAACCAGUGUUCCAUCACUUAGUAACUAGAUCUUACCUAUUAUAGUAUUAUAAUUGUGCAGAACGUUUAGUAUCACCUUGUAACAUCUAUAUUUAGCAUCUUUUCAGCACUUGAUUUGUAUAGCAGAGGAAGUACAUACAGCAACAUAAAACCUAUCCCUGCCAUUAUUAUUCUUCCCCCCUUUCUUUCGCAUCGCAAAACACUCUUCAUUAAU
Molecule: messenger RNA, 3269 nt
Organism: Pseudopipra pipra
Lineage: Eukaryota; Metazoa; Chordata; Aves; Passeriformes; Pipridae
Gene: EDAR
Product: ectodysplasin A receptor
Exons: 12
Coding region: 361-1707 (448 amino acids)
Biological process (GO): positive regulation of canonical NF-kappaB signal transduction; positive regulation of JNK cascade
Cellular component (GO): plasma membrane
Molecular function (GO): signaling receptor activity
Source: RefSeq, a predicted model, not a curated record